AUGAUCAUAAUGCGUGCCCUGGUAGCAACAGUUUUACUCAUAUCCGUCGUGUUGGUGUCGAUUGUGCUGAUUACGGCUAACACGAAACAUGUGGUGGACGCUGAAGGUGCAGUUGAAAGUUCUGUAGUAGACAAAAAUUUGGACGAGGUGAUACUGAACCGAAUACCGCUGGUGGAAACGGUUGCGGACGAAGGUGAAAAGUCGAAUGGAAAGGUCAGCGUAAAAGCUACACCCAAAAAGGCGCACGUUCCAAUUCUGAUGACUGAAGAUGGAAUUGAUAAUUCGAAGGGUCAUCUGCUGUCCAUAUUUCGGAAUGCUGGUUUGGGUAGUACAAAUAAUGACGGCAUGGUUACUGGGACAACGAUCGAAAGUGAUGAUGAUCUGGUAAUCACACAUGAAUAUCUCAGCACCGAUAUAACUGGAAUCCAGGCUGAAAUGUUGUUUUCGGAUGGCUUGUAUGAGAAUGCCGAUUGGCAUACCGCUGCAAACGAGCGUAUGACCCGGGAAUUGCCUCCACAUAGUUCGAUGCUUGUUCAGGAGUUAGUAGAUAGUAAAACCAGUCAGAAUAGUUUAGAAGCUGGAUUUGAAGCACAAGAAGUAUUGACUGGAAAACCUGUGGAACUGCAAACAACGAAGCAGAGCAAGAUGAGCUCGAAGGAAUCACAAACAAUAACUUCGAAGACAUUCCAAACCACCGAACAGCUACCGUUGGGUUACGAACCAGAAAGCUACAUAGUUCUGGACACGAAGCCGAAUGUUCGCGAUAAUUUGAAAUCAGUUGAUGAUGUUGCUGCUGAAGAAAUUGAUCCUGUCGGUUGGAGCAUAAACAGUCCAACGCUAGAACGAAAACAGCGAGAAGCAAGUAAGCUGUCUGAAACGAUCGUUCUUAACACAGUGCCCAUAGUUCCUCACUUAGCUGAAAGCGAUCAUUCUCUCAAAGACCAAGGGUGUCCUCACAAGUUCCCUCCACCACUUCCAUCCAUAAUGAUGAAAGAGGUCGAUCGACCGUUCUACCAAAAUCAAGGAGUACCUUCGAUCUAUAAUCCGCACAACUGGAAUACGGAACACAUGAAUCUGGUACGGUUUCCACAAUGCACAGACUGUCAGCGGAAAUCGGUUCCGCUCUGUGUCACUUGCGGCAGGUGUAGUGACUGCUGCCAUCAGAGCGGGUGCACCUGCGGUUGCUUGAAAUCAUAG
Messenger RNA from Topomyia yanbarensis, 1197 nucleotides. RefSeq lists its product as uncharacterized. Gene Ontology annotation, cellular component: membrane. Gene Ontology annotation, molecular function: growth factor activity. The record is from RefSeq and is a predicted model, not a curated record. Lineage: Eukaryota; Metazoa; Arthropoda; Insecta; Diptera; Culicidae. The transcript has 3 exons. Bases 1 to 1197 code for a protein of 398 amino acids.